Sphaerodactylus townsendi is the source of this 3956-nucleotide messenger RNA. RefSeq names its product gap junction protein delta 4 (gene GJD4). The transcript has 2 exons. Bases 98 to 1336 code for a protein of 412 amino acids. The record is from RefSeq and is a predicted model, not a curated record. NCBI's taxonomy places the organism in Eukaryota, Metazoa, Chordata, Lepidosauria, Squamata, Sphaerodactylidae. Gene Ontology annotation, biological process: cell communication. Gene Ontology annotation, cellular component: connexin complex.
CCCUGCCCUCUUUCUUGGGGACUGUGAGCUUUGGGGGAAAUGCUCGAUUUCUUCUUAUGCCUUCUGUAGGUGGGGAUUCCUGGGACCGCGUUCAAGCAUGGACUCCUGGGACUCUCUUGGCUUUUUAAUCCUCGUCCUCAGCUAUAAUGUGACAAUUAUAGGGAAGGUCUGGUUAACCGUAACAAUCCUGCUGAGGAUACUGGUGAUCUUCUUCGCAGCCUACCCUCUUUACCAAGACGAGCAGCAGCGCUUCAUCUGCAACACCUUGCAGCCGGGAUGCUCCAACGCGUGCUAUGACAUGUUUGCGCCCGUAUCCCACUUCCGGUUCUGGCUCAUCCAGACGGCCUCUGUCCUGCUCCCGUAUACCUUGUUCUGCGUCUACGUCUUCCACAACGUGGCCAGGCGGCUUGUGAAGGCUCACUCCCUGCCUUAUCGUCGAUAUAAAGAGAUCAAAGCCACGUCGGGCCUCAAAAUGUCCAAGAAGCCUUCCAAAGGGGCAGCGGGGAGUCGUGAGGCAAACAAAAUGGACAUUCCUGAUUUUUCCAGAGCGUAUACAGUCCAGCUCCUUCUGAGAAUGCUGGUUGAAGCCUGUUUUGGAUCGGGCCAUUAUUACCUUUUUGGAUUCUUUGUUCCCAGACGGUUCGCCUGUUACCAGUUUCCUUGUGCAAACUAUGUUGAGUGUUUUGUGUCCAGGCCCACGGAAAAAUCUGUCAUGGUGUUCUUCAUCUGGGGGCUCAGCGGCUUUUCCUUCCUGCUCAGCCUCGUCGACCUGACCUUUGCCUUCAGAAGCAACAUCGUCCGAAGUCACCGAAAUAAGCUGUUGUUGGAAAGGCUCGGACCCGAGGAGAGGUGCGGUCCUGGGAUACUCCAGGGCAACAAGCCGAGCAAAGACUUACUCGACUUAGGGAAAGGAGGCCAAGGCAUUCUAGUCACCCCAGCCAACUGUGAGAACGCGAACUCCUCUUUGUUUGGCUGUGAAGUUAAGAAAGACGUGCCGUUUCCACCUGCGUUGCCUUCCCAGCCAACCAUCAGCUUCAACCUGAAUGGCAAUAAGCCGUGUGUCGCCACAAAUCAAGAGGGGAAAGGAACGCCCGUCCAGGGAGGCGAGCCACGUGAGAUGUCGCAGGAGCAAUCUAAAUGCAAUCAUCUGCCGGGUCCCCUAAAAGGUGCUUUAGCUUUCAAGCCCCAAGACGGGUGCCCACGGGGAACUCCUCCAUCUGCGAGUUCCAGCAAGCCUUCAGUCCAUUAUUCCUCUUUGGAGAGGAAGGCUUCAGACGUUCAGUCCGUCUGUAGCAGCGGUGGAUGCUCAAAGUCUAAAAAAUCUGAAUGGGUGUGAAAAGCGGGAUGCUGCAGCGCUGUUCCUGCAUCGUGAAGUCCCUUCUCAUAUCACUGAAUAGAAACAGUCCUCCCGGAAGAGUGUAAUGUCUUGCACCCAACAUAUCACCGCUGUACUUUUGUGGCUGUUUAGCGUUAGAGCGGGGUGUGUUCGGUUUUGGUCCUAGCAACUGUUCUGAAUUAAAGCAAGCAGAAUGUGUGCCCGUUACACAGUAUAAGAAGGGGAUCAUCUGCAUGAAUGUAAAGCAUCGUAUGACUGUAGAAGGAAGAUCACACUGUAGCUGUUCGUCGGUUUGUCUAAGAAGACACUGUGCGAACCUCACCAAACAACAUCAGCUUCCAUGUUUUGGUUAUCAAAAGGAAGUCUCUAGUAGACCAUCUUGUUAGAGGAGAACUUGAAUGUGCAGGCUUAGUAUUUAUUCACGUCUCCGAAGCCAAACUGGGGCUGACCCAGAAUUCCCAUUUUUUAGUGUUCAGCUAGAUCAGGGGUCUGCAGCCUGCGGCUCUCCAGAUAUUCAUGGACUACAAAUCCCAUCAUCCCCUGCCAGCAUGGCCAAUUGGUUGCAGACCCCUGAGCUAGAUCUUUGUGUGCUUUCUCUGAGCCCUUAUUCAAAUACCGGUAAGCCCAGAAGUCAUUUUGUUGAGAAUCUUGGCAUUCAAAUUAACAAGUCAACAUUCUGGCCCUGGCACUGAUGUGCUUGACAUUUAUUUACUUAUUUCAUUUAUAUCCCGCUUUUCUCACCCUUGGGGACACAGAGAGGCUGACUUCAUUUUCCCAUCCUCCUUUUUGUCCUCACAACAGCUGUGUGUGGUAGGCUAGGCUCAGAGUGUGCGGCUGGCCCAAAGUCACCCAACAAGCUUGCAAGGCAGGGUCAGGAUUUGAAUCUGGGUCUCCCAGAUCCUAGUUGAGCUCUUGCAAUUAAAAUACCAUGCUAGCUGUGUGUGUGUGAGCAAUGCCUUCUGAAAUGUCAGAGUCUACAGUAGGGCCUGAACAAGAUUCCUAGUGGCUAGGCAACUCUGUUUCAUUGCUUGCAAGUCACAAUAUAGAUCAGCUCAGCUCUCUUAACUCAGUCCUUUGUUUGGGUAGAAGAGGUGGGUAUUGUUGACUGAUAUUUCAGCAAUACAGAAUUACAUAACAGAUCUUUUUGUUCAACGAGCCAUUAAAUGAUAACUCAGUGGUAGCUGUAUUUCUUCCCACUGGAAUUCACACUUUGGAAUGUUUUGCUUCUCAUCCAGUUCUUCUCAGAGCAUAAGGGUCUGCAACCUGUGGCUCUCCAGAUGUUAAUGGAUUACAAUUCCCAACAGCCCCUGCCAAUUGGCCAUGCUGACGGGCUGAUGGGAAUUGUAGUCCAUUAACAUCUGGAGAGCCACAGGUUGCAGACCCCUCUCCUCUUUCAUUUUGUGCUAGCGCUGCUCAUAGGAUUGCAUGACUGACUUAAGAAAUGCUGCCCUCUAGAGGCCCUGGAAGAGCCUGCAUGUUUGAACAAAGUAUAGGCACAGCAGAAUACGAAUGUCAUUCUUUAUAACAGUGAAUGAUUAUAAACCACACUCAAGCCUGAGCUCCGUCGUCCAGCCCGUUCUACCAGUUUAAGGAGAAGCUGUGAAUUUAAAAUUGCACAAAAAACCCCUUUUGCGUGGUUCGUUUCUAUUGCUCUGACCCUCUAGGAAAUUUAAGGUUCUCUGUACUGAAUUCCUUGGUAGUUACCCAGCCCAAGCACCUAGUUCAAGAGUAUGCAUUAGGAUCCUUUCUUUCAUCUCUUACUUGUAUUCCCCUGUUCUGGUCCAACACGUUUCUCUCUGUGUAUUUUUUAAAACUGUAUUCACAAACAGGACCAAUACUGGUGGUGCCACAUAGAACCAGUUGCCAAUUUCAUUCUUCUACUUUGUGUUGCUGCUCAGUGAGGUUGUGACUCUUAAGGUGAAUAGAAUGCAGAUCCAGUGUCUUUCUGAGCACAGCCUAAAACUUUAACCUGGGUCGAUUUGUAAAUAUCCCAGAAUCUAAGCAUCCAUGGUGGCUUUUUAAGCGAUCUUUACUGUUGUCCUAGCCUUCACUUCAGUAGCAGAAUGACGGUUAGGGGACUUUUUAACCAGGUUUUGAAAGAAUGGACAACUGAGAGCAGAAGGAAACAACAGAAGCUUCUGGAUGAAUCUUUUAAACUGUAUGAUAACUGAUGCAGAAGUUUUCCCCAGGUACAUGCUUGAGAAAUUGCUGGAUUGAUUCUCAUUCUACUCGCCUGUCAGAAGCAAAAGGCUGAUUUUUCAGUGGACAGUUCAGCCACUUGCAAACCACUGAAGCAGUUCCUGAAAUGUGGCCAAGUCACAUUUAUGUGAAACACCUCUCCUGCCGCCACUACUGGCCCUGCUGCUCACUGCUAAUUGUUUUAAAUCCAAAUAUAGUCAAAUCACAUAGUCAUGAAAAAUAUGAAGUAAAAACACUUUGUUGUACUAUUGGGUGUCUGAGUUUAUUGUGUGACAAUAGCUGCUGAUCUGUGAAGGCUGGUUAUUGUUUAUACAUGUGUGUUCUCAUAUAGACUACUGGGAAAUGAAGUUCACUUUGCCCAUCUUUUUUUUUAAGUUGUUAACUGUAAAAAUUGCAAUAAAGAGAUGCCUUGCUGGUGGAA